AUGACUCGGUACGGGGGCAUGGGGAGGACGCGCCCGAAAAAACUCACCUCUAAGGCGUCCAUUCCCGUCGUCCGCGAACACGAGAUCGAUACCCUCGACGAAGACACCCAGAGCUCUCUACAACAGAUUGAAACCGGCGUUGAAAAGGCCGAGGAGUCGGAAAUCCAUUUGCAAAUUGCAAUCAAUGCCACGGCCCAGGGCAAAGUAAAUAAUGCGGCACACAUCCCUACCCCCGAGACUAUUCUCAGUAAUCUCCAAUAUGACGAGCUAUAUCCUCCCGUCUUCUCGCAGCCUGCGACAUAUAUUCGCUUCUCCUCAACUGUCGAGGACUGCUGCGGAUGUCCGUACAACAUGACAGAGGAAGACGAUGUCUUCCUCAAGAUCAUGAACCAAAAGCGCGACGCGUCGGCGAUGCCAUGCACGGAGGAUAUUUUCGAGGAAGUCAUGAACUUUUUUGAGGAGACCGCGCAGACUAAGCAGCCAUUUGCUGCAGUCGAUAACCCGCCCGUUUUGUCAUUCGAAGACAUGCAAGACAUGAUGGACGCCAGUUUAGAAGAUUCCAUGAAGCCCUUUGCGAAAGAAAUAUAUGAACACUGGAAGUCGUCUCGAAUGACUGUGCAGAACAACUCCCUUGUAUCACAGCUCAAGUUUGAAACCGGCCAAGACACCGAUGAUAGCGAUCCCUUUGUGUGUUUCCGUAGACGCGAGGUCCGCCAGAUUCGCAAGACCCGUGGCCGAGAUGCGCAAAGCGCAGAGAAGCUGCGACGUCUCCGCAAAGAGCUGGAAGAUGCUCGUGAGCUCGUGGCUUUGGUGCGCCAGCGUGAGAUUGCUCGCAAGGAGAUGCUCUCGAUGGAGAAGAAGAUCUUUGAGCAGCGUGCUCAAGUGAAGGAGAUGAAGCGUAAGCUCAACGUCAAGGAUGACGACGAAGACCUCAUCAACCAAAAGGUAAGCGUCGCUGCUCUGGUCGCCAGAAAACGUACAUGUGCUGACCAAUCACCAAAGCCCAAGAAGAGAGUGCUCGAGAUGCCUCAACAGCGUCCCAAUGCUCCUCAAUUGCGCAUGCCUCUCAAGGCAGGCCUUCAAGGCGCAGAGGAUCUUCAGCUCUUGGAGGAAGUUCAAGCAGAGAAAGAAAACGAGAUUCUGCGCGAUAUCAAGCAGAAUAUCACCAAGCACAUCAAGUGGAACGAGGGAUACGUGGAUCAUACACGUGCACCAUUAUCUCCAUCCCCCGAAAGGACUUUCGAUGUGGCAGCUUUCCGACCAGCUUUCACUGCCCAAUUGCCUACUCCUCCUUCAUCAGAAGCAUCUGGUGAGAUGGAGACCUCUUUAGAUGUCACAAGCCCGCUUUUCUCUCGAGACAAGCUAGCUUCGCAUGCCUUGGCAUUGCACGACGAGCCGCAUAAAAUGCCAUCUUUCCGACGACGAGUAGGACGUGGUGGCCGAUUGAUGAUUGACCGUCGUAACAUGGGAACUCACAAGGUCGAAUUGGAUCCCCUCAAGGCAGAUCGCUUCAAGUUUGACAAUGAGGAUUCCGAUGAGGAGCCCGAAUAUGAGACCGAUGCGUACAGUAUCCAGAUCAUGCAACAUCGGGCCAUCACAAUGGCCAAGGCGCGCGAACAAGCCGCUCAGGCUCAAGUGGCUGCCCAGGCUCAUGCGCAGGCGCAAGCCCAGGCAGUCCAAGCCCAAGUACAAGCUCGACGACUCCAAGACCAAAAUGGUCCCCACGGACCUGGGUCCAAUGCCCCGGUGGCAGCGUCUGCAGCCUGA
This is a messenger RNA of Penicillium nucicola, 1767 nucleotides long. RefSeq lists its product as uncharacterized. The coding region runs from base 1 to 1767 and encodes 588 amino acids. The transcript has 3 exons. The record is from RefSeq and is a predicted model, not a curated record. Gene Ontology annotation, biological process: regulation of transcription by RNA polymerase II. Lineage: Eukaryota; Fungi; Ascomycota; Eurotiomycetes; Eurotiales; Aspergillaceae. Gene Ontology annotation, cellular component: piccolo histone acetyltransferase complex.